This is a messenger RNA of Striga hermonthica, 471 nucleotides long. NCBI's taxonomy places the organism in Eukaryota, Viridiplantae, Streptophyta, Magnoliopsida, Lamiales, Orobanchaceae. The record is from the annotation of a GenBank genome assembly.
AUGAGUGAGCUAAAAAAACGAAAGCUAUGUAGAGCGGCGAGUCCGACGAGCAAGUUUUACGGCGACUCAGAGCAAGAGUCACUCCAAUCAGUCUCUACGGCCAAAAGCAAGAAUCCUUUGCCUCCAUCAAUCUCUCGCCGGAACAUCGACACAUACUCGCCGCCGCCGGCGGAGCUCGAGAUGGUCUUUGCGGCGGUAGAAAAGCACAACCAUAAACAAUUCCUCGAAAAUGGACGGCGGCGAUGGAGAAGGAGGAGGUGGCGUGGUCGGCGCAGUAGGGGCGCUUGCUGUGGGAGCCGUCGUGCGGUCUUGUGGAUGAAUCAGAGGAGUCUAGGGCGAGACCAGUUGAUGAGUUUGAUGGCGCACGAUUCUAUGGUGUCAAGGGAGUCCAAUGAGCACGCCGUGGGCAAGAAGCUCCGCCAUCAACCGCUGCACUUACCUGAUUCAGGGUCAUCGCCGUCCUUGAAAUGA